Messenger RNA from Candoia aspera, 1233 nucleotides. RefSeq names its product epididymal sperm-binding protein 1-like. Gene Ontology annotation, biological process: sperm capacitation. Gene Ontology annotation, cellular component: cell surface. The record is from RefSeq and is a predicted model, not a curated record. The coding region runs from base 90 to 1154 and encodes 354 amino acids. The transcript has 9 exons. Gene Ontology annotation, molecular function: heparin binding. NCBI's taxonomy places the organism in Eukaryota, Metazoa, Chordata, Lepidosauria, Squamata, Candoiidae.
GAAGAAGAUGUGGCCAAGCAGACCUUAUAAAAAGAAUGAGCAUGGUUCACUUUUUUCACACCUGUCAGAUUCCCUGAUCAAGAGUGAAAAUGGCCUUUUCUAUAAUGUUCCUCAUGUACACCUGGGUUUUCACAGCAUUAUUUGUGGGAAAUGAUGCACCACCUCCACCAUGUGUCUUUCCAUUUCUUUAUGAGGGAAAAUAUUAUCCGUCAUGUACCACAGAUGGUUCCGGCAAGGAUCUGCUCUGGUGUGCACUAACUGACAACUAUGAUGAAAAACGCCUGUGGAAACAAUGUGCUGUUACUGAGUAUGGAGGCAAUUCUGGAGGAAAACCCUGUGUCUUCCCCUUUGUUUACAUGACCCAUAGUUACUAUACCUGCACAGGCAAAUCUAGGUAUAAAGGGCAGUUCUGGUGUUCUACAACUGGGAGCUAUGAUAAGGAUAAGAAGUGGAGCUACUGUGCUGAUACCAGACUUGAUGCAAAUUAUCCUACUGGACCAUGCAUCUUUCCUUUUAUCUUUGAAAAUAAGCUUUACUCAACUUGUACAACAGAUGGGAGAUCUGAUGGAAGGCUUUGGUGUUCUCUUUCAAGUAAUUAUGAUAAGGAGCCUGUGUGGGCAUACUGUGAGCCUUCAGAUCCUGCCCCUUGCAGUUUUCCCUUCAUAUACAGAAACAAAUCCUACUACUCCUGCACCACAGAUGGGAGUUUUUAUGAUCAGCUAUGGUGUGGCAUAACCCCAAACUAUGAUAAGGACAGCAAAUGGAAACCAUGUUCCCUUCAAGAACAUGGUGGGAACUCCAAUGGCCAGUCUUGUGUCUUCCCUUUCAACUACAAAGGUGAGAUAAUUACCACUUGCGUUGAUGAGGAUGAGAAGAAUGAGAAGAAUGGGAGAUUCUGGUGUGCCACUACAGAGAACUUUGAUGUGGACAUGAAAUGGAGCUUCUGUGCUGAUACACGUUUGAAAAAGAAAAAAGAUAAGGAAUCAAAAGAGCCCUGUGUUUUUCCUUUUGCCUACAAAAAGAAGAUUUACUCAGCCUGUACAACAGAUGGGACUACAAGCUGGAAACUCUGGUGCUCCCUCACCAGCAAUUAUGAUACAGAUCACAAGUGGAGAUACUGUGAGCCUUCAGAUUUACCAAGUGAAGAUCCGUAGCAGCCAUGAAGACUGAAACAAGCAGCAAAUACUCUGCCAGUUAGAUUACAAAGCCAUUCAACCAAUAUAUUGGACAUCU